AUGUCGAAACUGUCAGUGAGCUUCUGGUCGGUAUGCCUCUGCUUUAAUGAUGCUGACCACGCUUUCAGGCCGCUCAAAGUGCAAGUCGGCAUCCGAGACUACUGGGACAAGGACGACGCACCUGUCCAGAAGGCGCUGAGCAGUCUCAAAGAGGUCAUCGGGAUCAAUAUCGUCGUUCUACCAGAAUGGCAGCUUCUCCUCGCUGAACUAGAAAGCUUCUAUCCGGACAAGGGGACAUUAGUGCCAGUUGUCGCGGGAUGUGUCCAAGCGUGGUGUAACGCUAUGUCGGCUCUUCUUGACGAUGAGGCCAAUGAGGAGUGGGCUGACACGCUGUUGGAACGAACAUAUGGGACUUUGAGGCUGUUCAUUGAGGUGUCUAAGAACAAUAUCCCCAAGACGACCUGGUCCGACGAAAGGGUUGGGUUUAUCAUCAGUCUGCCCAAAGCUGAAGUACCUUCGCCGAUGGAGAUGGAGCCCACGUUUAAAGGCAGUUUAAUCAGCUGUUUCGACAAGAAACGGACUGCCUCAGGCGCUGUAUCCCAUGGAAUGGCGUCGGUGGACGACUGGGCCGAUGUCUCCAUGGACACGGAAACCGGAACGCCAGGUGUGAUCGAGGCGCCGCAGCAGCAGUCACCUUCUGGCUUACACCCACGUCAGCCGGAGUUGAACACGCUACCCAGUUGCAGUACUCUCGCUCGCCCGGACGAGCUACUCCUCAAGCCACCGUACCAUCUGGUCGUUUACAGCAGGGGGGGCACGCUCGUCGAAGUCCAAUCCAGCCAUAGCCCGUCGUUGCGGUUGCUGGCCGAGUACUUGAAAAAAUGGUGUCGUGUCAAUCACCAGGAUAAUCGAAAGCCCCCUUGCGUCGAGGUCAAGCUUCACCAAUCAGCAUUUGGGCUGGGACUGAUGUAUGACCGCCUCACGCUUUCUGUCGAAGGUAGGUAUUCGACGUUUACUGUGACUCCUAUGAUUGUGUUGUCGCUCAUUGAGGGCGUUUUGGGGUAUAAGACCGUUUUUGCUGAUAACUCGAGCUGGGCGUUUCGGAAGGACAUCAAGUUCACGGGGUGUGGGUACUGA
Messenger RNA from Pseudomassariella vexata, 1077 nucleotides. RefSeq lists its product as uncharacterized. Bases 1 to 1077 code for a protein of 358 amino acids. The record is from RefSeq and is a predicted model, not a curated record. NCBI's taxonomy places the organism in Eukaryota, Fungi, Ascomycota, Sordariomycetes, Amphisphaeriales, Pseudomassariaceae. The transcript has 3 exons.